Messenger RNA from Argentina anserina (silverweed cinquefoil), 1554 nucleotides. Its product is annotated as polyketide synthase 1. The record is from RefSeq and is a predicted model, not a curated record. The transcript has 2 exons. Gene Ontology annotation, biological process: polyketide biosynthetic process. Lineage: Eukaryota; Viridiplantae; Streptophyta; Magnoliopsida; Rosales; Rosaceae. Bases 127 to 1296 code for a protein of 389 amino acids. Gene Ontology annotation, molecular function: acyltransferase activity, transferring groups other than amino-acyl groups.
AUAUUCUAACAUAUUUUCUUUGCCACUGUAACGCAGCAUAAGCAGCCAUUCCAUCCUUGUUCUUCCUCGGCUCCUCCUAGCCUUCCCCGUUUUGAUCUUCUCUCCAUACUUCUCCGACUUAUCAAAAUGGUGACCGUCGAGGAAGUCCGCAAGGCUCAACGCGCUGAGGGUCCGGCCACCGUCUUGGCCAUCGGGACAGCAACUCCUCCCAAUUGUAUUGACCAGAGCACGUACCCCGACUACUACUUUCGUAUCACCAAAAGUGAGCACAAGGCUGAGCUCAAGGAGAAAUUUCAGCGCAUGUGUGACAAAUCUAUGAUCAAGAAGCGUUACAUGUAUUUGACUGAAGAAAUUCUCAAAGAGAAUCCUAGUAUGUGUGAGUACAUGGCACCUUCACUUGAUGCAAGGCAAGACAUGGUGGUAGUUGAAAUUCCCAAGCUUGGAAAAGAUGCAGCCGUCAAGGCCAUUAAGGAAUGGGGUCAGCCCAAGUCCAAAAUCACCCAUUUGGUGUUCUGUACAACUAGUGGUGUGGACAUGCCCGGAGCUGACUACCAGCUCACUAAGCUCUUGGGUCUCCGCCCCUCCGUCAAGCGUCUCAUGAUGUACCAGCAAGGGUGUUUCGCCGGAGGCACGGUGCUCCGGUUGGCUAAGGAUUUGGCUGAGAACAAUCGAGGUGCUCGUGUUCUUGUAGUUUGCUCUGAAAUUACUGCCGUGACUUUCCGAGGACCUAGUGACACCCAUCUCGAUAGUCUUGUGGGCCAAGCCUUGUUCGGUGAUGGUGCUGCGGCCAUUAUUGUUGGGUCCGACCCAUUGCCUGAGGUUGAGAAGCCUUUGUUUGAGUUAGUUUCAGCGGCCCAAACUAUCCUCCCCGAUAGUGACGGGGCCAUCGACGGGCAUCUUCGUGAAGUGGGGCUCACAUUUCACCUCCUCAAAGAUGUUCCCGGCCUUAUUUCGAAGAACAUCGAGAAGAGUCUCAAUGAGGCCUUCAAACCUUUGAACAUCACUGACUGGAACUCUCUAUUCUGGAUUGCACACCCGGGUGGCCCAGCAAUUUUGGACCAAGUAGAGUCUAAACUGGCCCUGAAACCUGAGAAAUUAGAAGCCACAAGACAUAUCUUAUCCGAGUAUGGCAACAUGUCUAGUGCUUGUGUGUUGUUUAUUUUGGACGAAGUGAGGAGGAGGUCUGCGACUAAUGGGCACAAGACAACCGGUGAGGGCCUGGAGUGGGGUGUUCUAUUUGGGUUUGGGCCAGGGCUAACCGUUGAGACUGUUGUGCUUCACAGUGUGGCUGCUUGAACUUGAAGGUAUUUGGGUGAGUCAUCUGCUCCUGGAUUUUGUUCCAAUAUAUGUAUUGUUUCCACUCUUCGUCUGGGUAGUUUUCCUUUUUGGAUUUAUUUUUCUGGUGUUCUUCAUUUGGGCAUUCUGAGUUAAACUCAGAUGCUACCACUGCGUUUGGUUUCAUGUUGCUAAUUUACUAGAUUGAUGAAGAAAACAAAAGGGCCAAUCGCAUGUAGCAAUAUAACGAUGAAUAAUAUGAUUCCAAUAUUUCAAAUA